Lutzomyia longipalpis is the source of this 2279-nucleotide messenger RNA. Its product is annotated as zinc finger protein 132-like. The record is from RefSeq and is a predicted model, not a curated record. Gene Ontology annotation, biological process: regulation of transcription by RNA polymerase II. The transcript has a single exon. Lineage: Eukaryota; Metazoa; Arthropoda; Insecta; Diptera; Psychodidae. The coding region runs from base 404 to 2257 and encodes 617 amino acids. Gene Ontology annotation, molecular function: RNA polymerase II cis-regulatory region sequence-specific DNA binding; DNA-binding transcription activator activity, RNA polymerase II-specific; zinc ion binding. Gene Ontology annotation, cellular component: nucleus.
UUGAUGAAUUUUAUUUUAAUUGAUUCAUCAGCCUAAUCUCAUAAUAAUGAGGUAUUAGUUAUUAAAGGCCAAUCAGAUUUUAGGACGAUCACCUCAUCAGAGAUGUCGUCCUGGAAUAUAAUCAUAAAGAUUCAUAUUCGCUUUUCUUCAUCUGGCUUUAAUAGGGUUUAGUUAAUCUAAACCCUACUGAUGAAUACUUUCCUAAACCACUGACUUAAAACUUUAACUUCGAUGUGAAGUGUUGCUCACAUGAAGUAUACGCUCUUGUUUGUAAAAAAGACAUCAAACAAAAAUGUAAACAAACUUUCUCUGUGAAAAAAUAAAUAAAAAAAUGGAGAAAAUGAAUCAGGAAGCGUUUGCAUAUAGCCCCAGUUGUUGAGCACUGUGAUAUCUUACCAUAGUGAUGAUGAAUCAGGAAGUGGAAUCUACAGACUACGAACUGGACAUAAAUCCAGAGCUCCUCUGUCGUUUGUGCUUAAAUCAAGAUCAGCCACUCAGGAGUUUCUUCUGCAGUGAAAUAAUCGACGGGAAGGUUGUUAAUCUUCCUGCAGCUGCUUCUCACGUCCUGGACAUUGAAAUAAACCGGAAGGAUCACUUUCCGGAUAAAAUUUGUAUUGCCUGCAGGAGGAAAGUUCAGGAAUUUUAUGUCUUCAAGCGGAAAUGCAGGGAGAACAAUGAGUUGCUGAAGAAACUCUUUGAACGAAACCUUCAGGAUGUCCAGGACAGCGUGGCUGGAUCCCAGUGUUCUAAUGACAAUGGCGAGAAGACAAGAGAAUACAUUGAGCGUCAAGUUGUGAAAGCAGAGACACUGGAUGCUGAGAGUUUGCAGGGUGAAGAGAUGGAGGAAGAUGAUGCUGAAGAGGGAAAAGAUGAAAAUGUUGAGGAAGUAACAGUACAAUGUCCAGAUUGUGGAGGUUUUGUGAUUGCGUCACAACAACACAUCCACCGAUUAGUCUGUUCUACCCACAUUGAAUGCGAUUACUGCAGUGAUGAUUUCUUCGUAGAUGAAGAUGAUCUGAAACAGCACAUCGCGGAAGUUCACACUGAAGAAGUUCCGGAAGUUCUGUCGCAGGAACAAAAUAAUCGUGAUGAAGAGGAUGUGCCUAAGAAUAAGGAAGAAGACUCAAAUCGUCUGCUGGAAGGACAAGAGUCUCCACUAAGGGAUCAGAAGUGGCAUUGCUACCUGUGUCAGCUGCAAUUCCACGAUUCAUUUCAAUUUGAGCGCCAUGAGGAUUUCCAUCGGAAAACCUUCCCGCAGGUGAUCUCCAACAUCCCAAUGUUCAGAUGUGCAAAUUGCUGUUCAAUCUUUCUGGAUAUUGAUGACUUCCAGGAGCACAUGGUGACAAAGUGUACGAAUACCCUCCCUGUUCCGGAGGAGAUUUUCUACACUGACACAAAGUACCUGGAUCUCUGUGGAUUUGAUGAUGAUGCUCCAACACUGCGGAAGAUUGUUUCAAUUGAAAGACAAGCAGAUGGAACAACUUCCUGCACUCACUGUGGCUUUAUCAGCUCGGAUUUGCAUUUGCAGCUCCAGCACGCCAAGGAGGAGCACAAUGAUGCUGCAGAUGUGGAUGAGACCCCGCACGAGUGUGGGCUAUGCUUGGAUGUGAUGCCCAAUCAGAGAUCUGUGCGGCAGCAUCUCUACCUCGAUCACUGCAAGAGCUUCGAGUGCUUCAUCUCAAAUUGCGACCGUAGCUACCAAACCUACAGCAAAUUGUUCCAGCAUCAGCUACGCUUCCACAGUCAAAAUCACGCCAUGGAGUGUACGCACUGCUUUGCAAUCUUCCUCACAAACACCGACCUUGUAGCUCACAUAAGGAAUGAUUGUCCUGGCCGAAAGUACAAAUGCACCACGUGCGAGAAGAAAUUCCUCACGCUACAGGGAAAGAAGCAACACGAACUGAUCCACAGACAAAUCAAGGAGCAUAAAUGUGAUCUCUGCAGCAGGUGCUUUGCCACACGAAUUGAGCUAACUGUCCACAAUAGACUGCAUACGGGGGAGAAGCCCUAUUCAUGCAGUCUCUGCAGCAAGACCUUCCGGACGCUGAGCAACAAGAGGGAUCACAUGUCCACGCAUACCAAUGAGAGGAACUACAGAUGCGACAUUUGCAUGACUUUCUUCAAAUCCGAGAGAACCCUCCGGGGACACACAAAGAUCCACCAGGAUGAAAAGAGUCACAAAUGCACCGAAUGUGGGAAGAAAUUCAGGAGGAAACAGCAUCUGGCUGCUCAUGUUCAGAUCCACAUGAAGAAAUAAAAUUCAAUUGCUUUGAUUUUGA